This is a messenger RNA of Wallemia mellicola CBS 633.66, 974 nucleotides long. RefSeq lists its product as hypothetical. The coding region runs from base 612 to 908 and encodes 98 amino acids. Gene Ontology annotation, cellular component: PAM complex, Tim23 associated import motor. The transcript is spliced from 4 exons. The record is from RefSeq and is a predicted model, not a curated record. NCBI's taxonomy places the organism in Eukaryota, Fungi, Basidiomycota, Wallemiomycetes, Wallemiales, Wallemiaceae. Gene Ontology annotation, molecular function: ATPase activator activity. Gene Ontology annotation, biological process: protein import into mitochondrial matrix.
GUAGAUGAAGGCUGACCUUGUUUACUCUUCAGUUUACUUUAUGUGAAUGUCUUCUUGUAUAGAGAAGAUUAUGAUUGUUAUGAUUAUAUGAAUACGUAGAACGUGCAACAUAGCUCAGAUAUGAGUAAAAUACAUGCAAUUUUUUGUUAAAGAGACAUAAUUUGCAGAGAUUAACAUCUAAAUAGUACCUAAAUUGGCUCUUUUGGCUCAUAUUGUCAUGUCAGUAAGGUUAAUCACGACCAGUGUUAGAAAUUUAAUCAACUGGAGCAAACCAUCACUUGUGAAGCUCAAUGAAGAAGACUUAUUAGAGAAAUUCGUCAAAGGUCAGGGUAAAGGUGGACAAGCUGUGAAUAAAACAUCCAAUAAGGUAUUCUUAUUACACAAACCAACAGGAUUGAGUGUAGAAUGUCAUGCCACUCGCAGUCUCAUCAGUAAUCGAAGCCAAGCGAGAAAGCUAUUACAGGAUAAAUAUGACAAUAUAUACAAUCCCAGUCAAUCAAAAAUACUUAAAAGGAUUGAAAAGCUACAAAAAUCAAAGAAAAAUGCAAUGAAAAAGUCAAGGAAGAAGUACGCCGCUCUCUCUGAAACGAACGUCGAGGAAUUAGAAUAGAAUGGAGACACUUGGAUUAUGUGCGCUAGGGCUUACUGGUGGAAUGUUUAUUGCUAGCAGAUUGAGAGCUAAAACUGUCGCAUCAAAGUGGGCUAUCGGUGGAUUCCAAGCAAAGAUGGACAAGAAGGAAGCUCUUCAGAUAUUAGGAUUAAGAGAGCAGCUCGCCAAUACCCAGAGGAUAAAGCACGCUCACAGAACUAUUAUGCUUGCAAAUCACCCGGAUAAAGGUGGAUCUCCAUUUUUAGCAAGUAAAAUUAAUGAAGCCAAAGAUCUCCUAGAGAAGCAAGCUAGCAAAUAAAUAGACACUAAGUUAUUCAUUUUAUCUCAUUUUGUACAUUUCCCAUAUCACACCUCUUGAUUAGAU